Messenger RNA from Xenopus laevis (African clawed frog), 3098 nucleotides. It is a transcript of the gene nr2f1.L, whose product is annotated as nuclear receptor subfamily 2 group F member 1 L homeolog. The record is from RefSeq and is a predicted model, not a curated record. Gene Ontology annotation, molecular function: DNA binding; zinc ion binding; DNA-binding transcription factor activity. The coding region runs from base 1246 to 2478 and encodes 410 amino acids. The transcript has 3 exons. Gene Ontology annotation, cellular component: nucleus. NCBI's taxonomy places the organism in Eukaryota, Metazoa, Chordata, Amphibia, Anura, Pipidae. Gene Ontology annotation, biological process: DNA-templated transcription; regulation of DNA-templated transcription; intracellular receptor signaling pathway.
CAGUCGCCUUUGAUUAUCACUCGCCAGCGGCCCCUCUCUUGGCUCCUUGACACGAGCUCCAUAUAAGGCAGCGAUCUCCAUAGAAACGUGUCAGUUUGAAUAGUAGUGUCAAAGUUCACUAUAUACAGACAGUCGCGCAGAUCCCCUUUUCGGAAACAUUGCUCCGCUGCUCUCCCCGUGUAAACGCAUUCAUUAGUACGUGUGUCCCGACUUCUCUCCUUUUAUCGCAUAGUCUAUUCGCUGCCGCCUGGGCUUUUCCUCCUUUGCCUCCGUCGCUCCAUUUGUGCAGAAGAACUGGGAGCUGCAGCCUAUUGUUACUCGCAGUACUGUUACUCCUAUUAGUACUCGCUGCUGCGGGAGGACACCGGACUCUCUCUCACUUUUCCUGACACUUUUUUUUUUUUUUCUCCAAGUGAAGCGGAAGGAGAAGAAGAAGGGCCGCCGGCCGGCACAAUCACUCGGCUUAUUAUUAGCUUUGUUAUUCGGGUCACAUGGGAUAAGUGCAGUUGUCCUGAUGCUGCGGAGGCUCCCGCUGUCUGUAUCUGUGACUUGUGAUCAAAUGACUGACCGACCCGGCUUAUUUCUCCGUCUCUGCUGCGGCCGCUGCCAAUAAUAAAGGAGCAUUUGCAGAGCGACAGAUCGCGGAGGGAGGGAAGCGACUGAUCUUCUCCGGGCUGCGGAUGAGGCUGAUUCCCAGGACUGUCUCUAUGAAUGGCUGACUGCAUCUUGCCCUGGAUUUGGCCCCCGGACACUUACAAGCCCUGAUCAGUUCCCCCCACCCCCUCCAAAGAUUUAUUCCUCUUCGCCCUCCCUCCCGUCACCCAGGGUCGGCUACACACGGAUCCGUCCUGCAGAGCUCGCUGCUGCUCCUGGCCGCCUAUGUCUGACGCGCUCUGCUCUGCCGGCGACAUUGGGGCAGCGAAACCCGCCGCCUCCCGAGCCUGAACCCUCCUCCCGCUACAGCCUCGCAGCCCGGAGAGCAGGAGCAGCCCAUCCACACUCAGGGGAGGGGGCACAGUUCAAGCCGCACUCGCAGAGCCCAGCCGGGGACACAAUACAUCAUUAGCUCCCCUUUUCGCUGUGCAAGAGACAGGGGGAAAUCCCUUGAGCCCAAAUCCAAGGAAACGGCUCCCAUUAGCGGCCAGCACCACGGCAGACACAGCCAGCUUCUUCUUCUCCUCCAGGAUCAAAUCCCCCCAGACCGCGGCCAUCAGCUCGCUCUCCAGCACUUUCUGGGCCCGAGAUAUGGCAAUGGUAGUCAGCAGCUGGAGAGAUCCGCAGGAGGACGUGGCCGGGGGGAAUCCGGGAGGCCCCAACCCGGGGGUCAGGGAGCAACAACAAGCGCCCUCCGCCGCCCCCCACACGCCGCAGACCCCCAGCCAACCGGGACCUCCAUCCACCCCGGGUGCGGCCGGAGACAAGGGGCAGCAGGGCUCGGGGCAGAGUCAGCAGCAGCACAUUGAGUGCGUGGUGUGCGGGGACAAGUCCAGCGGGAAACACUACGGGCAGUUCACCUGCGAGGGCUGCAAAAGUUUCUUCAAGAGGAGCGUCCGCCGGAACUUAACGUACACUUGUCGCGCCAACCGCAACUGCCCCAUAGAUCAACAUCACCGCAACCAGUGCCAGUACUGCCGCCUCAAGAAGUGCCUCAAAGUGGGAAUGAGGAGGGAAGUACAGCGAGGUAGGAUGCCUCCGACCCAGCCGAACCCAGGCCAAUACGCUCUCACCAACGGCGACCCCUUGAACGGCCACUGCUACCUGUCUGGAUACAUCUCUCUGCUGCUGCGGGCCGAGCCCUACCCCACGUCCCGCUAUGGAAGCCAAUGCAUGCAGCCCAACAACAUCAUGGGCAUUGAGAACAUCUGCGAGCUGGCGGCCCGGUUACUGUUCAGCGCCGUGGAGUGGGCCAGGAACAUCCCUUUCUUCCCCGACCUGCAGAUUACCGACCAGGUGGCUCUGCUGCGACUGACCUGGAGUGAGCUGUUUGUCCUGAACGCGGCUCAGUGCUCCAUGCCGCUCCAUGUGGCCCCUCUGCUGGCCGCUGCUGGACUCCAUGCUUCCCCCAUGUCCGCCGACAGAGUGGUGGCCUUUAUGGACCACAUCAGGAUCUUCCAGGAGCAGGUGGAGAAGCUGAAGGCCUUACAUGUAGACUCGGCCGAGUACAGCUGCAUCAAAGCCAUCGUCCUCUUCACUUCAGAUGCCUGCGGCCUGUCAGACGCUGCGCACAUUGAGAGCCUGCAGGAAAAGUCGCAGUGCGCCCUGGAGGAGUACGUUAGGAGCCAAUACCCCAACCAACCCAGCAGAUUCGGCAAACUACUUCUAAGGCUCCCAUCCUUGCGCACAGUAUCUUCGUCUGUCAUCGAGCAACUGUUCUUCGUGCGUUUGGUAGGUAAAACCCCAAUAGAGACUCUCAUAAGAGACAUGUUAUUAUCUGGAAGUAGUUUCAAUUGGCCCUACAUGCCCAUCCAGUGCUCCUAGGGACCCGCCCUGGGACUCUCACUUGGACCUCUCUUGGCCACACAGCUCUGAUGGUAGGCUUACUUAAUUAAUACCUUUUUUUUAAAAAAAUAAAUCGCUAUGGAGGACUCUGCUGGAAAUGGACCAUGAGAAAUCUAAUAUAAAGCGAGGAAACUGAGCCACUUGGAUGUACUAUGGACCGAUAUGGAUUGGUCUGUACAGAAUGGCAAGGACCGGGCAAUAAACCCCGUGCAGACACAAGCACUGACUACUUAACCAGGAACAAUUCCUGGCCAUUUUGUAAUAUAUAUUAGUCUUUAUUUUCUUUUUUUUAUGUCAAGUUGAAAGCAAUGUAUGCGCAUAAAGAACAACACAAAAGCAGAGUUACGAAAAUAGGGGAAAUCGUGCAGUUUCCUAAUAAUUAUAAACCAGAAAAAAAAAAACUCGUCCUGUGUUUAUGUAUCUAUAUCUGUUUUGUAUUUUUCUGGUUCCAAACCAGGUCUCCUGUAAUUCUAUACUAAUAAUUUUUGAUAUAACCCUUUGCUUCUUAUAAUGAGUGCGAUAUAUGUUGUCGAGGCGUAAGUUCUUCAAGAAUUAAAAUUGAAGUGAGAAUUUAAACAAAAUAAAAGACUUUAGCAAAA